AUGCGGAUGACGAGCUUGUUGCAGUGCAUAUGCCCCAUCAUCGUUGCGACCGCCGCAGUCGGAGCCGCGCUUCUGUGGCCAGCUGUGCUGCGCCUAUGCAGACUCCCGCAAACGUUAGUUCCGUCGGACAGCAAAGAUCCGGAUGCUCUGCGUGUUGGCAUCUUGGGAGCAUCUUUCAUCGCAAGGGCGGCGGUUGUCAAUGCCGCCGACAAGAGGAAAGAUGUUCUGGUGUCCGCUGUUGCUGCAAGAGAUACGCAGCGAGCUGAGACCUAUGCUGCCAGGCACGGCAUUCCAGCCUUCCAUGGAGGAUCCACUGCUUACUCCGAGCUGCUUGCAAGAGAGGAUGUCGAUGUGGUGUACAUUGGGUUGCCGACCGGCCUGCACUUGGAGUGGUCCCUUGCUGCGUUGCGCGCUGGCAAGGAUGUCUUGUUGGAGAAGCCAGCUGUACUAAACGCACAAGAGGCCUCAGAGUUGGUUCAGGAAGCCAAGCGUACGGGUCGCAAAGUCUUCGAAGCUGCACACUACCGCUACCAUCCAGUAGCAAAGCGGGCAAAGCAGCUGAUGUCUUUGACCGUGGCAGAUGGCGGAAUCUCGCCCCUCCGGUUCGUUGAGGUAAGGUUCUCCAUGCUCGACCCGAAAGCAUGGCUCCAGAGUAUGAAGUUGUGGCCUGAUCAGCCUGAUCGGAUGCUGGAACGAGAACGAGUGAAGAACUUUGACCGUUGGUGGUACUGUGUUGACAUGCUUCUUUGGUCAACAGAUGCCCUGGAUGCCCGUGUGAUCUCUGCUACCGAGAAGCGGUUCUCCCUGACGGCUCUACUGGAGCUCCGGCUUUCAUCGACGGUGAUCAAUGCCUCCAUGUCGAUGGCUAGAGAUUCACUCCUGGAUCCCUUCACAUGGAGCCUAUCCGCCACUGGGCAGAGCUCAGACGAUCAGGCCUCCAGCAUCGCGCUCCACAACUUCGGCUUUCCUUUCCUUUGGCAUCGUCUGGACUUGACGCGUCCCGGAGUGGCUCACUAUGAACAGCUCUAUGGCGCUGGUGAAACCACGUUUGAGCAUCAGCUGGGCAACUUUCGGGAAGCCCUGCGCUCCGGCGACUACAAGGACACCAUGCUGCUGACCAUGAGAACUGUGGAUCGGAUUCUGGAGAUGGCUGGUCUUGGAGCUUUUCCUUCGAAGGCGGCUGCUCCCACUUAG
Molecule: messenger RNA, 1194 nt
Organism: Symbiodinium sp. CCMP2592
Lineage: Eukaryota; Dinophyceae; Suessiales; Symbiodiniaceae
Source: the annotation of a GenBank genome assembly